This is a messenger RNA of Lactuca virosa, 423 nucleotides long. Lineage: Eukaryota; Viridiplantae; Streptophyta; Magnoliopsida; Asterales; Asteraceae. The record is from the annotation of a GenBank genome assembly.
AUGAAGCAAAGCGAAGCUCCAGGUAGAUCUUCUGUUGAAACAUCUUCUACUCCUACAUCCCUUAUUUUGUCUUCUACUAUCGAAACUACCCUUAUCGAUACUUCUACUUCCUUACCAACAUUCACUUCACCUAUUGCAUCUUCAUUAUCUGCUUCUACCAUUUCACCCAAUUUUUCAAACAUCAUGCAUCAACCUAUUACCUCACUUUUUUCUUCUCAAUCCACCGAAGGAAAAAAGUUAGUUCAUGAAGAAGACCAAGAUGAUGAUGAUGUGAUGGUCUCUUUUGCAGAGAUUCAGUUCGAUCCAGAAGAGGAUAACAUUCCCGAUCACAUGCUCAUGUCAGGGAAGCAUUAUAAAAUCCUGAAUCAUAAGUUCAAUUUGUUGUUGCAAAUUCAGGAAGAUACAGGGGGUCGAAGUUCAUGA